Molecule: messenger RNA, 3483 nt
Organism: Sus scrofa (pig)
Lineage: Eukaryota; Metazoa; Chordata; Mammalia; Artiodactyla; Suidae
Product: retinol dehydrogenase 16
Biological process (GO): steroid metabolic process
Cellular component (GO): intracellular membrane-bounded organelle
Molecular function (GO): oxidoreductase activity
Source: RefSeq, a predicted model, not a curated record
AACUGGGAGGUUCCAAGGCCCUGGACACCUCACUGAUCCUACAGGGUCAGGGCUGCACUGAGAUAGUGUCCACUGAGCACAGUGUGGACUGUGACUCAAGGUCCCCAGCUCAGACAAGGCAGAACAAGAAGUGCACAGCAAAGAAAAGAAGGGCCUGCAAACCAGCCCAAGUCCUCCCCCCAGGCCCCCAGCAGAGCCCCCUUCCUCCUGCUCCAGGCUUCCUGCCUUGGGGAGAGAGCCAUCUCUGGUCUGAAGGACACGUGCAGGGCUGGAACCCAUGCCAAGGGGCCGCAUGCAGCUGCUCUAAGGACGUUUUUCCACUCACUGCUUCCGUUGCGUGUCCUGGUCCUUUCUGAGAACAGGGUGGGUGAGUCCCCACUGCAGCUCUCACACCCUGCAAGCCCCAGACAGUCAGCCAGCACCUGAAGGCAGCGUUUUUCUGUACAUUUUGGGACCUCGCUCCAGGUAGGAGGGCUGCAUAUCUCUCGGGCUGGAAACAAGCGUGCACAGUUAGUGCCGCCUCCUCCCCUGGUAGCUGCUCCCCUGUUGCCUUCGGGUCCCCCUGUCAGAGGACCCAUUCCAGGCUGGCAAGAUGGAAGGAGUGGGUGUGGGAUGCCCUCUUGACAGUGGUCCCGCUGAGACGCUGCGGGGCGCCAGCAGAGGGCGCACGCGUCCUGAGCAGCCCGCCUGAGGCUCACAGGUGCUGCCUGGAAUCUGGGGGAGCUGCCCGCCCAGGACGUCCCUGUGGGGACUCUUGUCAGUGAGUCUCCCUGACAGGGUCGCCUCCCCGGAACGUCUCCUUCAGGCCCUUGCAGCUCCCAGGUGAGUGAGUGUCGCCUCAGGCCGCUUUGCUCUCUUACUGACUCUCCCGACCUUCCCUUCCCGGGAAGCUGGUUCCCACCUGGAAUGCGGUUUGAAACCCCUGAGAGCCCCGCGAGCCUCACUCUAAGGUCAGGAUUCAGGAGGAGGAAGCCGGUGGCCUGAGGGCUGGGACGUUGUGCUGCAAGGCUCCUUGGGAUGUUAUGGCUGCAGGCUUAGUGGUCUCGGAGCAGCAAAAGGUCUGUUUCUCUGAGUAAAGAAACCGCGACCUCAUGUGUCAGCAGGGGUUGUGUUUGCCCAGGAUGUGCAUGUCCCCUGGCUUCCCGACAGUGUCCAGGGCACCAUCCUUCAUCCUUGGCUUCUUCCUCCUCCCCCUGUGGAAGCCCUUGUGGGAGGGUCCCGGUCGAGCCCCAGGAGGCAGGGACGGGCUGGCUUCUGCAGGACCAGGCUCUCGAUUGCUGCGGCCACCUGCCACGUUGAGGGACAAAGACUCUCAGGACCACAGUGAGCUCCUGCAGGUGACAGUUCCAAGGAGAGGCCGAGUCUGUGCCCGGCUCUGUGUUUUCCGGCUGCUGGGGGAGGGGGGGGCGGUUCCAGGGGCACUUGAGCCUCUGGUUCCUCGGGGCAGCCUCUCCUUCCUUCGCUGCCAGGGCCUCUGGCCUGAGCUGCCUCGGCGGUGGGAGGUGGGAGCUGUGAGACGUGUGGACAGGGAGGCGCUGGCCAGCGCCGAGCACCUGGCUCCUGAUGUCCCUGCCCCGCUCGCAGCUCAGGGCCCCUGAUGGUUCCAGCCCCUUGAGCGCCUGGCAUCCUCCCCUCCCUGUGACAGCCCCUGUCUCCAGUCCCUUCUGGAGCCUCCCUGGGGGGGCAGCUCCCUCGUCGUCGCCCUCUUCACCCUGGUACGAACUCAACUCCCCCCUUUUCCCAGGGAUUGGGCUUCCCAGCCCUCCCCGCUUUGGGGGACUUGGAUUUCCCAUUAACUUUUGUCACAGUCCAAACCAGUCUUUUGUGCCCGUCUUUCCUCAGUGUCUGAGUGGUGUGGCUUCUGGGGGUGGUGCAGGGCAGGGCGGGACCUUGGCACGGGAGGGCAGACAGAGGGCAGUGUAGCUGGGCACCCGGGGCUGUGGGGAGGGCAUCUUCGGAGAGUGCAGGGGGAACGCCUGUCAGACCAGCUUUGCGUGAGUCCUUCCAUCAGCCCUCCCAGCCUCUGGGAGAAGUCUCAGCCUUGCCUGUGUCCCCCACUCCCUUCUCGUCCCCGCUCUUUGCCUCUGAGCUCAGACACCCCCACUGGUGCCAGAACACCUUUGUGUCCCAGAGAGCGACUGGAUCGGGAGAGGCCUUGCUCUCUUUUGGCUUCUCCUCCUAGUCCUGGAGGGGCGGAGGGGGACUUAGUCUUUCAGGAGUGCAUCCUGUGUGCUGAGCCCGAGGGGGAAGCCAGGCCCAGAGGCUAAGCCAGCUGCCAGGGUCACACACAGCCAUGUGGCUGUACCUGGUGGUCCUCGUGGGCCUGUACUACCUCCUGCGCUGGCAGCGGGAGAGGCAGGUGGUGAGCCACCUGAGGGACAAGUAUGUCUUCAUCACGGGCUGUGACUCGGGCUUCGGGAACCUGCUGGCCAGGCAGCUGGACCUGCGGGGCUUGAGGGUCCUGGCUGCAUGUCUGACGGAGCAGGGGGCCCAGCAGCUGAGGAAGCAGACGUCAGACAGGCUGGAGACGGUGCUCCUGGACGUGACCAAGACAGAGAGCGUCGCUGCGGCCAAGGAGUGGGUGAAGGAGCGUGUGGGGGACAGAGGACUCUGGGGCCUGGUGAACAAUGCUGGCAUUUGCAUGCCCCUGGCUCCCAAUGAGUGGCUGACCAAGCAGGACUUCAUGGUGAUGCUGGAUGUGAACCUGUUGGGGAUGGUCGACGUGACCCUGCAGCUGCUGCCCCUCGUGAGGAAGACCAAGGGCCGUGUGGUCAACGUCUCCAGUGUCAUGGGCCGGGUGUCCCUCUUUGGCGGCGGCUACUGCCUGUCCAAGUACGGCGUUGAGGCCUUCUCAGACUCCCUCAGGAGGGAGCUCUCCUACUUUGGGGUGAAGGUGGCUGUGAUCGAGCCUGGCUUCUUCAUGACCAAUAUGACUGCCGCUGAGGUGUUUAAUGGAAACCUCCAGGCAGCAUGGCAGCAGGCCAGCCCAGAGGUCAAGGAUCUCUAUGGAGACGCAUUCGUGGCUAACUUCAUGAAGACAUAUGACCUAUUGAAGCCCCAAUGGUCUGGGAAUCUGUCUUUGGUGACCAACUGCAUGGAGCACGCCCUGACCUCCUGCCACCCCCGCACGCGAUACUCACCUGGCUGGGACGCCAAGUUCUUCUACCUCCCCAUGAGCUACUUGCCCACCUUCCUCAUGGAUCUCAUGAUGUGCUAUGGUGCCCCUAGGCCUGCUAAGGUCCUGUAACCCAAGACUGAGGUGCAUGGCAGGGGGAGCUGGGGACCGUGUGAGGCGGGGAUGCAUCAGUGGGAGGGAAACAGAGUGGAGAGAGGGCUUCUCCCAUCCCUGGGGACACCCAUGCCCCUCCUCCCCAGGCUCCUCUGGGGACAUUACUCAGGACUCUGGGAAUAUUAUGGAGAAGGGAACACGUUUUGUGGCUGAGUAACAGGGGCUGAUAGCAUAACCUGUGUCCUGUUCCUUGA